Messenger RNA from Hypoxylon trugodes, 746 nucleotides. RefSeq lists its product as uncharacterized. The record is from RefSeq and is a predicted model, not a curated record. Bases 194 to 646 code for a protein of 150 amino acids. NCBI's taxonomy places the organism in Eukaryota, Fungi, Ascomycota, Sordariomycetes, Xylariales, Hypoxylaceae. The transcript is spliced from 2 exons.
GCAGCAGCAGAGGGGACUAGCUUAGCUACCUAAGCUUGGCUAUAGCUAUGUGCUGCAGGACCCCCAGCCCGUUGCGGAUAACUGGCUGUCAAAGUGGACGACAGGCUCUCCGUGCAUCCGGGACCCAUUGGAGGCUCGCUCGCCUUACUUUUUUAGAGGGUCUCUGUUCAUUCAGUUUCUUCGAUGAUGGAGAAUGAGUGAGCGAGAUGGGUCUCCGAUCGGGCCUGGAACAGGGAUUCCUCUUACGUUCUCCUAUUUUUUGCGUUGUUGUGGUUUGUUGUUAUUGUUCCUUUUCGGCUUUCUCCAACAGAAAGGCGGCCGCGAGAACGGGCCUCGAGGGUUGGGGUCUAAACGAAUCAGAGCCGCAUCUUUCACCGAACCCGGGAAAUGUCGCCCCUUGUUUCCCUUUUUCCCUCCCUCGCUUUGUUCCGCUUUGUUGUUGUUCAUCCCGCGGGCUACUCUUUUUUUUCUCUACUCAUUUCUCACUCGUUCGCCCAUAUCCAAUGAUAUGGAAGGACAAAUACAAUCCUACGAACUCCAAGAAGAAGUAAGCUAUGCAGCAUCCCCCACCUCCAAACGGAGAACGGCAAUCAUUACUACCAUUUGUUCAAUGUCAACGCCAAUGGGACAUCGUAGUCUUCCGUAAAACUCACGAUGUCCCUACCUAUUACAGCAUCCUGGCGCGAUUGAUAGCAUGGGGCACGGGAUUCCCGCGACGAGGUGCCGAGAGAAGUGAUCUUCUAGUU